GCGGGCCAGAGCCCGGUCGGCGGGGCGCGCGCAGGGCCAUAGGGGCUAAGGCGCGCGAGCGGGAGCGGGAGUGCGCGUGUGCGAGCGGAGGGGCUUUCUCCGGAGCCGUCGGAGAGAUCCGGAGCCGUCGGAGAGAUCCGGAGCGCUUCUACUGAGUUGGUGAUCAGCCAGUUGUGGUUCAACAUGCAGAAGUGAGCAAGUGGUGCAAAGCAAUGGAACUGAUAGGUGAUGAGGAUGUGAGUGCGUUUGAAGGCUUCCACACCCUCUACUCCAGGACAGAAUCAUGAAUAAACUGGACAAUAAGCAGGACCAGAUGAUACCAUGAAGAGAAGUUUACAGGCCCUCUAUUGCCAACUGUUAAGCUUCCUCCUGACCGUGGCACUGACCGAAGCGCUGGUACUUGCUAUUCAGGAACCGGAAUCUCUUCAGGUCCUCCCCUCAGGCAGUCCCCCAGGCACCAUGGUGACCGCACCCCACAGCCAGACCACACACUCCUCUGUGGUGACACUGGGCCCUGCUCCUGAUGGACCCUCACAGGCCACAGCUACCAUGGCAACAACAAUACCCCAUCAAGACAGGCACCCUCCUAUAAACACUACUUCUACUGUCAUAGUGACAGCAAAUAUCCCCCAUUCUGAAAGCCCCCUGCCCACAGGUUCCCCUCCAGUUACUAUGGCAACCAUAGCCUCCCACUCAGAGAGCCGACCACCAGGGGAUGCUGCCCCCACCAUCCUGCUAACAAAGCCAACAGGAACCACCAGCCACCCCACCACAGCAGCCCCUCGGGCUAUCACUCGCAGGCCCCCACGACUCCCAGGCUCUUCCCGAAAGGGGACUGGGGCCUCAUUGCGCCCUGUCCCACCUGCACCUGGUGGCCACUCUGGGAGGAAGGAAGGCCAGCGGGGACGAAAUCAGAGCUCCACACACCUGGGGCAGAAGCGCCCAUUGGGGAAAAUCUUUCAGAUCUACAAGGGCAACUUCACAGGCUCUUUGGAGUCAGAUCCCUCUACUCUUUCCCCCAGGACCCCAUACUUCUCUUUGCCACAGCCCCAGACAGUGGCUGCAACCACAGCACCCAGAAGUACCUCAUGGGUGCCACCCACCACCCUCCUUGUACCUGCAGAGGACAAGCCAGGACUUAGCACAGCAGACCAAGGGGGUGGUUCCAUCUUCACCAGCCCAGGAAGGGAGCUGAAUACCACUGCAGCUGCAGGUGCUCCUAUCAGUUCACAAGCCACCCCAGUGCCUUCUCAGCACCCCCACAGUGACACACAGGACAGCCCCAGCCUCAGUGACUCUUGGCUUACUGUCACCUCUGUCACCAACAGACCUCUGUCUGCCAGCUCUAAGGUCUUUACAGCUGUGAUAGGGCCAAGCCAGGCUGCCUUCAAUGCCACUGUCUCAGCCCCUUCCCAGGGGAUUCCUCAGGGAACAUCCACAACUCCACAGGCCCCAGCCCAUCCCCCUGGGGUCUCAGAAAGCACUGUUUCUCUAGCUGAGGAGGAGGCUGCAGCCUCCCCCUUCAUGACCGACAGGGUACCCAGUCCUCUCUCCACAGUGGUGUCUACAGCCACAGGAAACUUCCUCAACCGCCUGGUCCCUGCUGGGACCUGGAAGCCUGGAACAGCAGCAAACAUCUCCCAUGUGGCCGAAGGGGACAAGCCCCACCACAGAGCCACCAUCUGCCUGAGCAAGAUGGACAUUGCCUGGGUGAUCCUAGCCAUCAGUGUGCCCAUCUCCUCCUGCUCCGUCUUGCUGACAGUAUGCUGCAUGAGGAGGAAGAAGACAGCCAACCCCGAGAAUAACCUGAGCUAUUGGAACAACGCCAUCACCAUGGACUACUUCAACAGGCACGCUGUGGAGCUACCACGGGAGAUCCAGUCCCUGGAGACCUCAGAGGACCAGCUCUCUGAGCCCCGCUCCCCAGCCAAUGGCGACUACCGAGACACUGGGAUGGUCCUGGUGAACCCCUUCUGUCAGGAAACAUUGUUUGUGGGAAAUGACCAAGUGUCUGAGAUCUAACUGCAGCAGCCUUCGCUUUGCCAUUCCCUAUUUUUCAUCUUUAAAAAUUAUAAAUACACAAAUAUAUAUUAUAAAUAUAACCUUUGUGUAACCCUGACUUAAUGAGAAACAUUUUCAGCUUCUUUUCCUAAGAAUUGUCAACACCUUUUUUAUAAGUGUGGUUUAAAAAUGAAACAAAACAAAACUUUCCAGAAUGACCCGUGGCUUUAUAAAAUAAAGGUAUUUCUAAGGAAAGCAGUGGCAUUGAUUGCUUCUCUUAAUAACUGUCCUUGAGCACUUUGGGGCCCCAGCAGCCCAGGGCAGGUGAGGGAAGAGACGGACUUCCUGUAGAAGCUGAAAGUUAAAAAGGUCAAGUGCACUGUCCUUUGCAUGAUUCUGCAAGCUCUGGUUCCUCUAGAUUCAGUGUUGGGCCAUCUCCUCCCUCCUGGGCACAACAGUGAAGGGAAUUGGGCCACCUAAAAAGAAGACACAGACUGAUGCUCAAAGCAGAAAAAGGGAACAUGUCAUCCCCCAAGGAGGAGUACCUGCAGCCUCACAGUGUCACACUGUCAGCUUCAAUUCCACAUAAGUUAUGGCCAGCAGACAGGAACAGGCAGCCCUCAGGAAUCCACAGGGAUGUGGGGCAUCUGAAAGCUGCAUUCCCCUAACAUCACUCACAGGGGACUGCCACCUUAAUAGCAACAGGACUGCCCCCUUCAGCAGAAAAUAUUUUUAAAGAGCUCCCUUGAAGAGCCCCUUUCUCCAUCCCCUCUGAUACCCGUAUCUGUGUUGAAGCCCCAUGCCUUCUCUUGGGUGGGUGUAGACACAGAUCCCAGCCCCAGAGCUUUAGAAUGUGUGCCUUUCCUCAAGGGCCAAGAGUUUAUCUACAAGGUUUAGCUUUGCUUUCUGCAAAGGCAAUGGUAUUGUGCCUUUGAGGAAUGGUUUAUCUCAGAAACAAGCAUACAGCUGUAAUUUUUGAAACCUUCCCCCUGCAGUCUUAAAAGAACAAGUUUGCCCAAGCAAGUCAUUCGGGAAAAGCACCAUUCCAUCCCGCCUGGCAGCCUCAGUCAGCCCAUGGACUGGCCAUCAGCUCUGUUCUCCUGUCCCCUCCCCAGACUGGGCUGCCUCCGCCAGCCAACAGGGGUCUGACUCCCUACAACACAAGAGGGGCUUCCAGACACAGCCACGUCUCUAUUUUUUCCCUAAUAGUGUCUAGGAGAAAAGAUAACUGCUUUGAUGCUUCUUUUCUCUUAAAAAAAAUAGUUUGAUAGUAUAUUUUGAAUAUAGAUGUUCUUAUAGUCAGAUUGGGAAUCAAACUUGAAUGUUGCUUUGUAUGUUUGUGUUUGUCGCUGUGGUCUUCUCACCAUGAUUUUUCCUUUCUUCCUAUAUUUUCCUUUUCAAAAAGAAAGAUGGCCUUCAAAAAUGUGUGUUCUCACUGUUGUAUGAACUGAAGUAAACAUGAGUUUUCUUGUUAUCUCUCUUCAAAGACUUCAACUCACAAAGAAGCAGGUUAAAUGUUGCUGAAAUUUGUUUUCUAACAUGUUGUUGUCUGAUCUUCUUAACUUUAUCAUGUUUCUGUUAGCUAUUGCAUUGAAUAUUUCAAUGUGUGAGUAUAGAAAGAAAUCUGUUUGUAAAGUAAAAUUUAUAUAUAACAUAUGUAAUCAAAGAUACAUAUGUUAUAUAUACAUUUGUGGAUGUAUGACUUAUUUUUCCAUAUCCACAGAAUUCAGCUACCAUG
Heterocephalus glaber (naked mole-rat) is the source of this 3739-nucleotide messenger RNA. RefSeq names its product transmembrane protein 108 (gene Tmem108). The record is from RefSeq and is a predicted model, not a curated record. NCBI's taxonomy places the organism in Eukaryota, Metazoa, Chordata, Mammalia, Rodentia, Bathyergidae. Gene Ontology annotation, cellular component: axon; postsynaptic density; early endosome. Gene Ontology annotation, biological process: postsynaptic density organization; dendrite extension; retrograde axonal transport.